AAUCAGAGCCUGUAACUGGCCUGUAGUGUCUUAGCUUCUCUCUGUGUUUCUCCAAUUUGUGUCUCAAAUUCUCCAUUCCCCCCUUCCCCAAAACCCCCCCAACCCCAAACACAAAUUUUUGGCCAUGAAGAGCCCAAGAAUGAGUCUUAUCUUUUCUUUGUUUGUUGUCUUCCUCCUAGUCUUACAGGCUUUUGCUGAAGCUUCAGUUGAUAAUAAUGGAGUGGAUUCUCUGACUAGUAUGGAGGAAGGAGAUGGAACUGCUCUCUACAAAAAAUAUCACCAUCCCAAGAUCAAUUGCCAUUUUGCAUGUUCAAGGAGAUGCAGGAAAUCAUCGAGGAAAAAUGUGUGUACACGAGCAUGUGGCACGUGCUGCAUGAGAUGCAAAUGUGUCCCACCGGGUACCUUUGGAAAUAAGGGCUUUUGCCCAUGCUAUGCCAGCCUCAGAACCCAUGGACAUAAGCUCAAAUGCCCAUGAAAUGUUUUCUCAUUAAUUAGCUUAUCCUAUUUGAGUACUAAGUGAUUUAUGGGUCCCUUUAUUUAUGUAUGGUAUCUCAUUAAGAAAUCAAGCUUCCAAAUAGUAAUUUGGGCAGAGUUA
Macadamia integrifolia is the source of this 595-nucleotide messenger RNA. RefSeq names its product gibberellin-regulated protein 9. The coding region runs from base 125 to 475 and encodes 116 amino acids. NCBI's taxonomy places the organism in Eukaryota, Viridiplantae, Streptophyta, Magnoliopsida, Proteales, Proteaceae. The record is from RefSeq and is a predicted model, not a curated record. The transcript has 4 exons.